This is a messenger RNA of Cornus florida, 1430 nucleotides long. RefSeq names its product 8-hydroxygeraniol dehydrogenase-like. The record is from RefSeq and is a predicted model, not a curated record. Gene Ontology annotation, molecular function: zinc ion binding; cinnamyl-alcohol dehydrogenase activity. Gene Ontology annotation, biological process: lignin biosynthetic process. Bases 104 to 1192 code for a protein of 362 amino acids. Lineage: Eukaryota; Viridiplantae; Streptophyta; Magnoliopsida; Cornales; Cornaceae. The transcript is spliced from 5 exons.
GUAAAAAGGCUGAAGACAGAAGAAGGCUUGUCUCUCUCACAAUCUCUCUCUCUAUAUAUACAUUUUCAUUGCUUGGGUGAAGUUACUGCUACAAUUGUUCCUCAUGGCGAAAUCACCAGAGACGGAGCACCCAGUGAAGGCCUUCGGAUGGGCGGCUAGAGACAACUCUGGUGUUCUCUCUCCAUUCAAAUUCUCCAGAAGGGCAACAGGUGAGAAAGAUGUGAAGUUCAAGGUGUUGUAUUGUGGGAUCUGUCACUCUGAUCUUCACUGCAUCAAGAACGAAUGGGGAUUCUCUAUGUAUCCUAUCCUCCCAGGGCAUGAGGUUGUGGGCGUAGUGACUGAGGUGGGUAGCAAGGUAGAGAAAUUCAAAGUUGGGGACAAAGUUGGUGUGGGUUGUUUGGUUGGAUCGUGCCGCUCAUGUGACAACUGCGCUAAAGAUCUUGAGAACUACUGUCCUAAACUGUUGCUCACUUACAAUUCAAUCUACUAUGAUGGAACAGUCACAUAUGGAGGUUACUCUGAUACCAUGGUUGCUGACGAGCACUUUGUGGUUAACUGGCCUGAAAGCCUGCCUCUUGAUGCUGGUGCUCCCCUCCUGUGCGCGGGGAUUACAACUUAUAGCCCUCUGAAAUAUUUUGGACUCGACAAGCCGGGUAAACAUGUGGGCGUGGUAGGUCUAGGGGGUCUCGGCCACGUAGCUGUGAAGUUUGCAAAGGCUUUUGGGGUUAAGGUGACGGUGAUCAGUACAUCCCCUAGCAAGAAAGAAGAAGCCAUUGAAAAGCUAGGGGCUGACGCAUUUUUGGUCAGCCGUGACCCGGAUCAGAUGAAGGCUGCUAUGGGCACAAUGGAUGGGAUCAUUGAUACUGUGUCUGCAACUCACCCUAUGUUACCAUUGAUUGGACUGUUGAAGUCACACGGAACGCUGGUCUUGGUCGGUGCACCAGAGAAACCACUAGAGCUACCGGUGUUCCCUUUGCUUAUGGGGAGAAAGAUUGUGGCCGGAAGUAGCAUUGGGGGGUUGAAAGAGACGCAAGAAAUGCUCGAAUUUGCGGCGAAGCACAACAUAACAGCUGAUGUUGAGGUUAUUCCAAUGGACUAUGUGAACACUGCUAUGGAGCGCCUUCAAAAAACUGAUGUUAGAUACCGAUUCGUCCUUGACAUUGGGAACACCCUGAAAGCUCCUCCUUCUUAGCCGUGUAGCUCCUGGAUUUUGGCUUCUGCUUAGGAUGUUUCAUGGUCAGACAAGGGAUCCAUAUUUUAGUAGUUGUGUGUGUGGAAUUGACUUGAUUAGCUUUUCAAGUGCCUUCUAAAUGCUUUGUAUUUUUGGAGGCCGGUUGCCAGGUUCUUUUCAUCUUGUGACCACUAAAAAUUGAACUUGUAGACCUUGUGCUUAUUUAAUGAAAAUGAACAACAAACCUUCCCAUGCUCUA